Messenger RNA from Dracunculus medinensis (Guinea worm), 759 nucleotides. Lineage: Eukaryota; Metazoa; Nematoda; Chromadorea; Rhabditida; Dracunculidae. The record is from the annotation of a GenBank genome assembly.
AUGUUUCGAUUUGCAUCGUUGUUCGGUAUGGCGAAAUCAUCUCAACGCAUCUUCUAUGUCUCAAGUAAAAAUAAGUGCUGUUUUGAGCAAGCGAAACGCAUCAUCAAUGUUUUCCCAAAUUUUCAACCACAUAUUUAUUUUGUGGAUAAUUCGCCAUCAAACGCGAAAUUCAUAAGGCUCGCCAGUUCGGUUACGAAAUAUCCGGGCAUUAAACGAGUAGCAAGUGAAAAAGCGCAGAAUGUUGUACUGAGUGGCCUUACUUGCUUCCAAAGCUAUAAGUAUUUUCACAAACAUCAUUCUAUUAUCAUCAAAAUCCUGCAAUUUAAUGAAAAUAUCCGGCAACAAGGCAGUCAAAUUGCACGAAUAAUAUUUGGAUCAGAUGCAAGUCAUAAAUUGUGUGUGCAUAUUCGCAGAACUGAUUUUUUUGAUACGCAUUCUCUAUUGCCAAGCGAUGAAUAUUUUACAAAAAUGGCGAUAGCAUAUGUGACAGCUAAAAUUGCUAGGACAAUUUAUAAAUUGCCGGCUGAUGUUGAACCUGAAGUGGAAAUGUCUUUUGCGAUUGAUCACUGCGACAGUUUUAUCAUGACGGCGUCGUCUUCAACGUAUGCAUUUUGGAUUGCUUAUCUAAUGGGUGAAAAACCAAUAUAUUAUCGAAGAUUGACCUCAAACAGUGGCACUAAUGAAAAAGAUUUUUUUCGCUUCGAUGCCUUCUUGCCGCAGUGGAAAGCGAUUCGUGAAUUUGCGCGAUUUGCAGUCUAA